CCAUUGCCAGAUCAAUCCGAAUAUUAAGACAAUUAUCAGCUACACACGGACAGUUAUCAGCAAGAAAGGCCUGUGUGUGGCUUCACUUGGAACUUCAUUUCCUCUAAAUUCUAAAUUCUACUACACAUACUCUCCAGUACACUCAUCUUCACCACAACCUCAUGCCAUUGCCAGAUCACGAGAAUAUUAAGGAAUCUGUUCCUUCUCAAUCCGAAUAUUGCAAAAAGCUUAAUUCAUUUUGACAAGGGAGCUAGUAAUAACAAUACAAUCUCCUGUGACUUCCUGCUGCCCUGUUAUUAUCAAGGUUCUGCUUAUGCAGGCCCCAACCUCCCUGCUUUCAAAUUCAUCCCUGUUUCUCCAAUAUUGGCCACACUUUGAUUCUUUCUUUUUAAACAUUUUUAAAAAUAUAUAUUUUUAUUGGUUUCAGAGAGGAAGGGAGAGGGAGAAAGAGAGAAACAUCAAUGAUGAGACAGAAUCGUUGAUCGGCUCCUCCUGCACGCCCCACACUGGGGAUUGAGCCCGCAACCUGGGCAUGUGCCCUUGACCAGAAUCAAACCCGGGACCCUUCAGUCUGCAGGGUGAUGCUCUAUCCACUGAGCCAAACCAGCUAGGGCGAUUCUUUCCUUUCUUGCCUGAAAUAGACUGCCUCCCUUCCUGCAGCCACCUACCUCCUGCUCGUCCUCAGGCCCUCUGACCAGCUGUCACUAGCUCUCCUCCCAGGAACAGUCUGACUGCCUGGAGCUGGUGCCGCCCAAAGUCGGGCUGACACACGGUCUGUACCUUCUGUGGCGUGUUGAUUGUCACCCCUGGGAGCUCUGCUUUCAUGUGGGCACCGUGGGUCUUGUCUCAACCAUAUUGUAGAUGCUCUCAGACUGGAGACUAUAAAAUACUACUUCACGACUCCCACUGGGCCUGGCACAACUAUUUCCACAGCGAGGACUCAGAUACUUGGAGGAUUCAUUGAAACAUUGGACACCGAGAUUGUUGAACUUAAAGUGCACACCUCACCAUCUUGAUGUAUAGCAUCAAAAUGUAUAGCAGGUUUGCAUGGUAUUUUAGGAUCACAAAAGGAGACUCAACAAAGAAAUGAAUUGAUGGCCUGGGUGAAGCAGGAUAAAAUCGGGGGUAGUUUAGGGAACCUGGUUGCCUGUACAUGCACUAACUGGGUUUUUCCAGCAAAGUUUAAGGAGCUGUGCCCGCAGUUAAGAGUAAUUGAGGGGCAUAGCUCCCAGACUAAAAGGUAUUUGGGGUGAUGCUCCUACUUCUGAUGCUCCUACUUCUGUUCCUUCUUCCUCUGACUACUCCUGUCUAUUAGGGAAGAGAAUAUUAAGGAUAUCUGUUCCUUCUCCAUCCCAACAGAAGCAAACCCAAGUUGCAUCCUGAAUAUUUGAAUAUUUUCCUUUAAGCAGUUCUUUGCCCUGUGCUCCCUAAGGUCUUUCCUGUUUCCCAUUUCCAGCAGGCUCUGAGUCACCUGUUACUUCUCUAUGCCCUCAACUAACCAUACAUUGAUAUCACCUCCCAUUUGCAGAUGAAGUCACCAAGUCAGAGUGCACUGAGGGGUGUUUGAGGUUACAUGAUAAAUCUGGCCCCAAAGCUGGGUAGCCCUGGAGUUUCCCGCCUGUGGAUUGGUCACUGCACCGAGCUGUGGGCACACAAAGGAAGCUGCACCCACAGCAUUCUGUGUGGUCGUGCUGAGCUUUGCAAGCAUUGUGGGGAUGGCUUUGUUUCCUGGAAGGCCCUGCGUGUUCUUUCCCCAGGCCGGGCAGGCCCGUGGGCUUCUGCUUGGUUCCCUUUCCUGCAGGUUGAAUACGGAAGCUAGAAGAUGUGCUCUGGAAAAGCUGUGAGACUGCGAGUCAGAAGAGUGGGGGGCAAUUGCAUGUGCGUGGUCUCCGUUCGCAAAGCCAGAGUUGGGGGCAACAUGGUCUCGUUGUAAUUAAUGAAUUUAGAUCCCGGAGGUGCUCUUGCUUUUGGUUGGGAAAGGCCGCCUGGUGACUAUGUUCAGUUUGGAGGAGUUCAGGUGUUCUUUUGUUAGAAGAAGCUGGGUACUCUAAAAGAGUAGUUUACCUUUCCCAGAUCUUCCCCUCAUCCAAUCAGGACUAUCCCUGGCAUGUAUUUCUGAUGGAUAUAAAUGGUGGGUAAACAAUUCGAGCCCGUACAGGUGAAGAAAUCUUGUUUUAGGGCUUUACUUGCGGUCCAGAACCUAAAUAAGCAGCAUGGGUCAUUAGCUUCAUGACAGGUUCUUUGUCAUCUUUCAUAAAACUGUUCUGACUCUUUGAGGUCAGUUGGAAGAACUAUGGGAAAUUAAGGUAAAUACAUAUGUGGUGCGAGGGUGGGAGAUAAAAUAAAUGUUGUGGGCUGGCUGCUAGGUUGUAGUGACGUUAGCAGCAACACACCCACUGGAUGAGUAAUAGAUCGCAGUUCAUUGGAGAGAUACCAGGGCAACUGAGAGUCAAGUGUACAUGAGGAAGCUGAGGAGUUAGGCUUGUGGGCGGAUUGUCUAGCAAGAAGAUCAGACUUGUAAACCACUGUGAAUGUGGGCCGAGGCAGCUAGCCCUGGAACGCACUAAGCACAGCUGCUCAGAUAUGGGAAGCUAGUCUGUGCCUGUGGUUCCGAAGCUUACUCCGUUGUUUCCUUCCCAGGGUCAUUAGGAAUAGACACUGCAGUUUAGAUUCAACUGAGAAUUUUCUCUGAAUUUUUUUUUUUUUCCCCAAAUGUAUUUUUAUUGAUUUCAGAGAGGAAGGGAGCGGGAGAUGAAAACAUCUAUGAUGAGAGAGACUCAUUGAUUGGCUGCCUCCCGCACGCCCCCUACUGGAGAUCGAGCCCACAACCUGGCAUGUGCCCUUGAUCGCAGUGAACCUGGGACCGGAUGCUCUAUCCACUGAGCCAAACCGGCUAGGGCUUUUCUCAGAAUUCUUGAACACAUGCUGUCUUAAACAUCUGCAGAUAAGAAAUCUCUGUUACUUUGUGGUAAGCCUCCAAUUCCUUCAGUGUGUCUGGGCAAGCUUUAUUGGAUCUGUACUGUUAUGAACUUGCUGUCAUCAUUCAUCUAUUUUGCCUUGAACUGUAUAGUUAUUUCAUCCUGACUCUAUUUCAAAUCAAUAUAGUCUUUGAUGGACCCAUUUGAGAGAUUUAAACUUUUAAGUAUAUAUGAUGAUAGCCAUUUUAGAGGGCUUUUAUUUUUUAUUUUUUUUAAGGUUGAGGAGAGAAAAGGGUCUCUGUAUUCUGAAUGGGAAGAAAGUAGAGAGUGCUUCUUUCUUUUCCCCUCUACUCCCCUUUAAAGAAAUAGGCAGCUGUAUGUCUCUCUAAGUGCUUGCUGCCUCGUUGCCCUAUCCAGGCUACACUUAACUUCUGCAGAAGGAAGUACAUGGGAUACCUGCUCGAAGCCAGCCACCGAACUCGAUGAAGGAUGCCGGCGUGGGAACAUACUAAUGUGCCAGUGUCCUCAUUCUAUAGGGUGUUCCAUUCUUUUGCAAGCUCAGCAAAAAUGGUCUUCAAAGAAAACAUUUUGUGACAUAAGAAGCUCCUUUUACAUUUGUAACGACCAGCCUGUCUUAAGAUGAACAUCGGUUCUACAGAGUACGAAGCUCUGCGGUCUCGAAGAAGCAAAUGCCCAUUUUACACGGAGCCUAACUAAGAACGGACGUCAGAAUGUUUGUUAGUGGCAGAAGAGUGAAAAAAUGGCAGUUUGUCCAGUUAUUUGCCACUUGUUUCAUACUGAGCCUCAUGUUUUUUUGGGAACCAUUUGAUAACCACAUUGUGAGCCAUAUGAAAUCCUACUCUUACAGAUACCUCAUAAACAGCUACGACUUUGUGAAUGAGAGCCUGUCUCUCAAGCGCAGCGAGGAUGGGGCUCCUCGCUACCAGUACUGGAUUAACCACAAGGAGAAGUGCCAAGCACAGGAUGUCCUCCUUUUACUGUUUGUAAAGACUGCUCCUGAAAACUAUGACCGGCGUUCUACAAUCAGGAAAACGUGGGGCAAUGAGAAGUAUGUUCGGUCUCAACUUAAUGCCAACAUCAAAACUCUGUUUGCCUUAGGAACGCCUUCGAACCCACUAACGAGAGAAAAACUGCAAAGGAAAUUGGUUUGGGAAGACCAGAUAUACAAUGAUAUCAUUCAGCAAGACUUUGCUGAUUCUUUCUACAAUCUGACUCUUAAAUUACGUAUGCAAUUCAGUUGGGCAAAUACCUUUUGUCCACAUGCUAAAUUCCUUAUGACUGCUGAUGAUGACAUAUUUAUUCACAUGCCAAACCUUAUUGAAUACCUCCAAAGUUUAGAACAGAUGGGUGUUCAAGACUUUUGGAUUGGUCGUGUUCACCGUGGUGCCCCUCCCGUUAGAAACAAACACAGCAAAUACUAUGUCUCCUAUGAAAUGUACCAGUGGCCAGCUUACCCUGACUACACUGCUGGGGCUGCUUACGUGAUCUCUAGUGAUGUAGCUGCCAAAGUCUAUGAGGCCUCACAGACACUCAACUCUAGUCUUUACAUUGAUGAUGUGUUCAUGGGCCUCUGUGCCAAUAAAAUGGGGAUAGUACCACAAGACCAUGUGUUUUUCUCUGGGGAAGGGAAAACUCCUUAUCAUCCCUGCAUCUACAAUAAAAUGAUGACAUCUCAUGGACAUGUUCAAGAUCUUCAGGACCUUUGGGAGGAUGCCACAGACCCUAAAGUGAAAACAGUUGCAAAUGGUUUUUUUGGCCAGGUAUACUGCAGGAUAAUGAAAAUAGUUCUCCUUUGCAAGUUGACCUAUGUGGACACAUAUCCCUGUAGGGCUGCCUUUGUCUAAUAGUACUUGAAUGUUGUAUGUUUCCACUGUCACUGAGCCAAACCUGGAUGAAAAACCUUUAAAUGUUUGUCUAUACCUUAAGUGAAAGAUGAAUAUGAACAAAGCAAAGAAAUAUUUUGAAA
Myotis myotis is the source of this 4905-nucleotide messenger RNA. It is a transcript of the gene B3GNT5, whose product is annotated as UDP-GlcNAc:betaGal beta-1,3-N-acetylglucosaminyltransferase 5. Gene Ontology annotation, cellular component: membrane. NCBI's taxonomy places the organism in Eukaryota, Metazoa, Chordata, Mammalia, Chiroptera, Vespertilionidae. The transcript is spliced from 2 exons. The record is from RefSeq and is a predicted model, not a curated record. Gene Ontology annotation, biological process: brain development. Bases 3650 to 4783 code for a protein of 377 amino acids.